Molecule: messenger RNA, 561 nt
Organism: Branchiostoma floridae (Florida lancelet)
Lineage: Eukaryota; Metazoa; Chordata; Leptocardii; Amphioxiformes; Branchiostomatidae
Exons: 4
Coding region: 1-561 (186 amino acids)
Biological process (GO): ubiquitin-dependent protein catabolic process
Cellular component (GO): cytoplasm
Molecular function (GO): ubiquitin protein ligase activity
Source: RefSeq, a predicted model, not a curated record
AUGGUGGUGGCUGUGUCCAUCAUGGUAUUCCUGUGGUUCACACAAGUUCACCGUUACCUGUACAACGUCUUGUACGGGCCGUUCGUCCUCAGCGAACAGGAGAUUGUGGACACUACACGCCGCAACUUGUGGAAACAGUACGUUCAGGCUGAACAGGAAGCCAGACGCCGCCGUGAGCAAGAAGAAGUGACCAGACGCCACCGUGAGCAGGAUGAAGAGAUCAGACGCCACCGCGGUGAGCAGGAUGAAGCGAUCAACGCGUUUUUUGCCAGCCUGGAUGAAAGAGCGGACGAACGCCCUGCCACAGAGGGGGCUGUUGGAGAAAUGAGACAAAGUUGUUUCACGCUCGAGCUGGAUAGCGAAGAGAACUGUGUCAUUUGCCAAGACGGAAUGAAGGAAGGGGAAAAGGUGAUUAAGUUUCCCUGCCCGGCCAAACACCAGUACCACAAGGACUGCCUGCUCCAGUGGCUGCAGCGCGGGAGUUCCUGUCCCGUGUGCCGUCAUCAAGUUCAGUCGAGGAGACAACAAGCCGCCCAUGUCUUUCGACUUGUGUUCAUGUAG